This is a messenger RNA of Guyanagaster necrorhizus, 1670 nucleotides long. Its product is annotated as glutamate-rich WD repeat containing. Gene Ontology annotation, molecular function: protein binding. Gene Ontology annotation, cellular component: nucleolus. Gene Ontology annotation, biological process: ribosome biogenesis. Bases 43 to 1587 code for a protein of 514 amino acids. The record is from RefSeq and is a predicted model, not a curated record. The transcript has 4 exons. Lineage: Eukaryota; Fungi; Basidiomycota; Agaricomycetes; Agaricales; Physalacriaceae.
UGACGUUUCCUUGCAUCUCAUUAUUCCCUACGCCUGUACCCAAUGUCAAAACGCUCCGCUACAGAACUGGUCCCCAAUGCCGAGAAUGAUGGACAGCCGUUUGAAAAAGCCUCCGGCAGUCGAAUAAAGCGUGGAAUGGCACACAACGACGAGAUGGGCGAAUUUGAAGAUGCCUGGGAGGAUGAGAUUGAAAGUGACGAAGAAGUGGUCAAUGAGGAACUAAACGAUGAUGAAAACGCGAUGGAAAUUGACGAGGAAGUCAUUCCUGCAGUCGAAGACUCAGAAGAGCAGCCUCCACCCGGCAAAGUUUUCAUACCCGGGUAUCAUACUCUAGAUGAAGACGAAAUAUUGGAAGCCGACGAAUCCGUAUAUCUUACGCGACACUCCAUGAGUGUGGAUUAUCCCAGUCUGUCGUUUGAUGUUCUACGAGAUAGCCUUGGCGACGAGAGGCAAAGCUUUCCGGCGACAGCUUACUUUGUAACUGGAGCUCAGGGAGAAACAAUGAAAAAAAACGAACUUCGAGUUUGCAAAUUGAGUUCGUUGCACAAAACACAGAAAAACGGCGACUCGGAUUCAGAGGAUGAAGAUGACGACGACGACGACGACAGACUUGAUGAAGAUCCAGUGCUUGAAUAUCGAUCUGUUCUUCACGUCGGCGGCGUUAACCGGAUACGAGCACAACCGCUUCCUUCCUCAACUGCUCUACCUCCCGUUUCUCAGCCCUAUCAUGUCGCAACGUGGGCAGAAACGGGUAAGGUGCACAUAUGGGAUGUCCGACCACUUAUCGAAUCGCUCGAUGUGCCCGGAUAUGCAGGGAAUAAAGACCGAACACAGUCCCCUGUUUUCACCGUAAAUUCUCAUGGUAGAGCAGAAGGGUUUGCAAUGGAUUGGGCUGCUUCGGGUCCUUCUUCGUUGCGCCUGUUGACCGGCGAUAUUCACUCCAAAAUUUAUUUGACAACAUCUACACCUUCUGGUUUCAAUGCUCUUUCACAGCCUUUUACAUCUCACACAUCGAGCGUCGAGGAUAUACAAUGGAGCCCUUCGGAGCCAACGGUGUUCGCGUCAUGCUCAGCUGACAAAACGAUCCAAGUUUGGGAUGUCCGAGGCAAAGGACGUCAAAGUGUCGCUAGCAUCGACGAAGCCCAUGACAGCGACGUGAAUGUGAUUAGCUGGAAUAAAUCAACGACUUAUCUUCUUCUCAGCGGCGGAGAUGAAGGUGGAAUCAAAGCCUGGGAUUUCCGCAACAUGAAGAAAAAGAGCACCACUGGCCCAGUUUCUGUGCCUAUUGCUUCAUUUAAUUGGCACAAGGCGCCCAUAACGUCUAUCGAAUGGCAUCCAACGGAGGAAUCUAUGUUCUUGGCAUCAUCUGCGGAUGACCAAGUCACCCUGUGGGACCUUGCUGUCGAGCAAGACGAUGAUGAAAUGGGAACCACUGAUUCUUCUGGCGAACACAAUGUACCGGCCCAGCUGCUAUUCUCUCACCAUCAACAAAAUGUAAAAGAGGCCCACUGGCAUCCUCAGAUACCGGGUUGGGUUAUCAGCACGGGCGCCAUUGGCUUUGAUGUGUACAAGACUAUCUCUGUUUAGUGAGUUUAGAACUAAGGGUAGUUGAUUAGAGCAGCAUAAGAAACGGCCUAAUAGAGUGCACGACUGUUGUUUGCCUUCGGGAC